AUGUGGAAGCGAAGAAAGACACAUCAACCAGCCAAAAGAAACAGCAAAGCACCCAAACGUGAAGAGGAAGAAGAAGUGAAAAAAAGCAAACGAAAAAGAGAAACCCAGGAAAAUCCAAAACCCCAGUUGACGCGGAAUGCCGCCAAACGGAGAGCAGUCUGGUAUCAUCAUCAUCAUCAUCAUCAUCUUCUUCUUCUUUCUAAACCUUUCGAACCUCCAUUGUUCUUAGGUGUUGAAAAUGAAUAUUCAGAGGAAGAAAGGAAGAAAAGGGUUGGAGCUAUAAAGAAGGUGGCAAUCAGUGCUUCAAAUAGGUUCAAGAGUUCCUUUUCAAAGAGAGGUCGCAGGCACAGCAGGGUCAUGUCUCUGUCAAUUGAGGAUGACCUUGAUGCAGAAGAGUUGCAGGCGGUUGAUGCUUUUCGCCAAAUGCUUAUUUUGGAAGAAUUAUUACCCGCCAAGCACGACGAUCAUCAUAUGAUGUUAAGAUUCUUGAAAGCAAGGAAGUUUGACUUUGAGAAAACAAAGCAAAUGUGGGCAGACAUGCUUCAAUGGAGAAAAGAAUUUGGUGCUGACACUAUCAUGGAGGAUUUUGAGUUUAAGGAACUAGACGAAGUUCUGAAAUACUACCCACAAGGGCAUCAUGGAGUGGAUAAGGAUGGAAGGCCUGUUUACAUUGAAAAACUGGGUCAGGUUGAUCCUAACAAGCUGUUACAAGUGACAACAUUGGAUCGCUAUGUUAAGUAUCACGUAAGAGAGUUCGAGAAAACCUUUGUUGUGAAGUUCCCUGCCUGUUCAAUUGCAGCAAAGAAACACAUUGACCAAAGCACAACCAUUUUGGACGUGCAAGGAGUGGGACUGAAAAAUUUCAACAAAGCCGCAAGGGAUCUCAUUCAGAGGCUUCAGAAGAUUGAUGGUGACAACUAUCCUGAGACCUUGAACCGAAUGUUCAUCAUCAAUGCUGGCUCUGGAUUUAGGCUCUUGUGGAACACCGUGAAGUCAUUCCUUGACCCCAAGACCUCUGCAAAAAUCCAUGUCCUAGGCAACAAAUACCAGAGCAAGUUGCUUGAAAUCAUUGAUGCCAGUGAACUUCCAGAGUUCUUGGGAGGUACUUGUACUUGCGCAGAUAAAGGUGGUUGCAUGCUCUCAGACAAGGGACCAUGGAAUGACCCAGAAAUCUUCAAGAUGGUUCAAAAUGGUGAGGGGAGAUGCCAAAGGAGAGCCUUGGCUGGUAUUGAGGAGAAAACAAUAAAUGAGGAUGAAGCAGUUUACCAAAAGGGAGGCGAUUCUUUCAAGAACAUAAAAUGCUUAUCGCCAACCGUGGAGCAUGCCAAACCAGAAAUUGCAAAGCAAAUGAGUGGUUACAGAUAUGAUGUCUCUGUCCCAAUGGUGGACAAAACUGUUGAUUCACCUUGGUCAAGAGCAAAAGAUAACCUUGCAAUUUCCAAAGAUUCUGAUGUUGGAAUUGCUGAAGCUGCAGAUUGUUUAGCUGCCAAGCCUAAUGAUAGAUUGAGCGGUCAAAUAGUAGGAAGGUUCAUGACAUUAAUAAUGGGAAUACUGACAUUGAUUAGGGUGACGAAGAACAUGCCUAGGAAGCUCACAGAAGCAGCACUUCAAAGCAACUCAGAACAUUACGACGGAGCCAUGACAAAAGGGCAUCGUCAGUUGCCGGCACCACCACCAGUUACCGGCUGCGACCACAUGUUGCUGAUGAAGCGCAUGGCUGAGCUUGAAGAAAAGGUCAAUGCUCUGGCUAGCAAACCUCCCAUGCCUCCAGAAAAGGAGGAAAUGUUGAAUGCUGCUCUUGCGAGAGUCAGUGCUCUAGAGAAUCAAGUGAAUGAAGCCAAAAAGGAGCUUGAUAAUGCACUUGCUCGACAGGGGGAGCUCCAAGCAGCCAUUGAUAAGAAGAAGAGGAAAAGGAGACUUUUCCGCUGGUAA
Molecule: messenger RNA, 1932 nt
Organism: Neltuma alba
Lineage: Eukaryota; Viridiplantae; Streptophyta; Magnoliopsida; Fabales; Fabaceae
Product: phosphatidylinositol/phosphatidylcholine transfer protein SFH3-like
Exons: 16
Coding region: 1-1932 (643 amino acids)
Source: RefSeq, a predicted model, not a curated record